Orbicella faveolata is the source of this 2635-nucleotide messenger RNA. Its product is annotated as serine/threonine-protein kinase ICK-like. Gene Ontology annotation, biological process: protein phosphorylation. NCBI's taxonomy places the organism in Eukaryota, Metazoa, Cnidaria, Anthozoa, Scleractinia, Merulinidae. The record is from RefSeq and is a predicted model, not a curated record. Gene Ontology annotation, molecular function: protein kinase activity; ATP binding.
GCAUUUUGCAUUGGGGAAAAAGAAAUUUGUAAAGGUCGUGUAGUGACAAUUUUUAUUGAACAUCGCCAGCUUGAAUAUUACAGUAAUUCAUUUCUCGCCAACGUGUACUUCACGUAGAAGGAUCAAAGAAUUUUCUUGAAGUAUAUAAUGGGAACUGAACCUUCGUGAACUGGCUUUCUUAACGCGGUGUUGGACCUGUUUACAUGUAACGGGUCGACAUGAAACAGGCAUGGAAGAAAAGCGGAAUGGGACCUGUGUUGUUUACUUAGAUUUCUAAAAGAAGGAACCUUGAUUGGGGAUUUUUCUCUUGGAUCCUAACCUCAGCAACUGGUUAAGGAUUUUCGUUCUCUUGGAUGGUGAAUUUGUUACUUCUUGUAUGAGGAAGAAGAGGAGAAAACAUUUGAAUACGCAUCUUUGUUAUUGAAAGCCACUUUCGGCGCGAUAUUGUUCAUAUUUGUGUUUUGCGAUAAGAUUUAUAUUUUGUCAAAAUGAAACGUUACCAGAAUGUGAAGCAACUUGGAGAUGGAACUUACGGAUCAGUUGCGUUAGCAAGAAAUAUUGAAACUGGAGAGACAGUCGCCAUUAAAAAAAUGAAAAGAAAGUAUUAUUCGUGGGAAGAAUGUAUAAAUCUCCGUGAAGUAAAGUCUCUCAGGAAAUUGAACCAUGCCAAUAUAGUCAAGCUGAAGGAAGUAAUCAGGGAAAAUGACUACUUAUAUUUUGUGUUUGAGUACAUGAAAGAGAACCUUUACCAAAUGAUGAAGAGCAGGGACAAAUUGAUUCCAGAGUCCAUGAUUAGGAAUAUAAUUUACCAAGUUCUCCAAGGGCUUGCUUUUAUUCACAAACAUGGGUUCUUUCAUCGAGACAUGAAACCAGAAAACUUGCUGUGUACAGGACCAGAGCUGGUUAAAAUUGCUGAUUUUGGUCUUGCCAGAGAAACCAGAUCGCGUCCUCCAUAUACAGAUUAUGUCUCUACCAGAUGGUACCGUGCACCUGAGGUGUUGUUACGUUCUACAAACUACAGUUCACCAAUUGACGUCUGGGCUGUGGGGUGUAUUAUGGCAGAACUUUACACACUCAGGCCACUUUUUCCAGGCAGUAGUGAAGUUGAUGAAAUUUUUAAAAUAUGCGCAGUGCUUGGCACCCCAUCAAAGGAAGAUUGGCCAGAAGGCCACCAGUUGGCAGCUAACAUGAAGUUCAAGUUUAUGCAAGUGAUUGCAACACCUUUGAAAGAGUUGAUUCCAAAUGCCAGCCCUGAAGCCAUUCAGUUGAUGAGAGACAUGCUACUGUGGGAUCCAAAAAAGCGACCAACAUGCGCACAAGCACUGAAAUAUCCUUACUUCCAAGUUGGGCAAAACCUGCCUAAACCUGCCCCACAAAUAAAACCUUUACAGCAAAGACAGCCUCCCCAACCACCACAACAACAAUACCAACAGCCAGUUCAAGAGAGGAAAGAUUCUGUCAAUUCGGGCUUUGGUAGUGGAAAUGAAAACAGGAGGUUUGGUGGAGAGGCAGGUACUGUCAGAAAAGUUCCUGUGGCAAAGGCUGGCAAUGCCCUUAGUUAUGGGAGUGCCCGGAAAAGAUGGGGUGAAGGCAGUGGAGUUAAAGACAGCACUGAUGAAUUUGAAUCCCUGCUUAGUGAGAUUGAUACAAGUAAUACAUCAGCAUUCACUAAGAAGCCUCCUGUUCAGAGGACAGACCCAAUUGAUUCCUUCUCAAGUGUGCAACGCGAUUCAGGUGUUAACAGAAAGACACCACCGAGUGCCAAACAGCAUUACAUGAAACAAGCUCGAUACUUCCCUGGUUCAACAAUGAACGCGCAACCUCAGGUGACUCACAACCCAGCGCCCUCAAUGUACACUAGAAAAGUCUCCUAUGGAAAGACAGGGAAUGCUGUGGGAGGCAGCACGUACGUGCCAUCUUUUGGCGGUGGGACACAAAACAGAGCUGGUGGUGUUGGAGGUAUUGGCUGGAAACCACCAAUACUUACCAAGCAAGGUAGUGGUACAAAUAUUUACCAGCCUCCUGGGGCACGCUUGGGUGUUGGAACUGACUGGAGUUCAAAAUAUAAAGGACGGUCUUGAGAGAGUGAUCAAUCGUUUAUUCAUUAGGUAUUGUGUUAGAAUAUCUAUAAUCUACACUUUUAGUUCAAUGUACAUAUAAUUAUAAAUAUCGUUAUAAACUCAGUGGAGACCAUCAGUCAUUCUAAAUUGAUAUACUCCUCAUUUAAUAUGUUUCAAUUGUAAGAAACAAUUUAAUUUCUUAUUUUUAGGUGUCAAAAAUCUUGACUGAGCUUUGAUGUAAAUGUAAACGAUUUCUUAAACCAAAACAGUAGUGGGCAAAAGCUCUUAAGUAUUGUUGGUAAUUGUAGGUAGUCAAUCAAAUGUAUUAUAGUCCAGGUGUUUUUAAUUGCAUCAAGCAAUUGUUCAGGAAUAUUUGGAAUCGUUAGCUGAGGGAACGGGAUAUUUAUUUGUUCGAUCAGGGGAUGAACGUAUUCUAGCAGUUGAAUUGAGUUGCGUAGCAACAAGUAUGAGUGUCUGUAAGUAAAGAAGUAAUAACAAACUCCCUUUGUUGUAAAUUCCUAAAUCUUCUGAGAGAUUUAAUCUUGAAUUCAUGUCAACAAGGCAGCUCUGUGUUU